This is a messenger RNA of Mus caroli (Ryukyu mouse), 2100 nucleotides long. It is a transcript of the gene Blcap, whose product is annotated as BLCAP apoptosis inducing factor. Lineage: Eukaryota; Metazoa; Chordata; Mammalia; Rodentia; Muridae. The record is from RefSeq and is a predicted model, not a curated record.
GGACCGCUCCACUAGAAGACGAAGGGGGCGUCUCCCCAGCUCCUGCGGCGUUGGUGGCGAGCUAAGGUGGAGGCAAGCAGCGGCAGCGGCGGCGACGUCGACAGUGGCGGCAGUGCCAUGGCGAGGCUCGCAGGAUCCCUGCUGCCUUGGUGAUCCCGGGCUGACAGCCAGAGAGCACAGCGGCUCAGCUCCUGGAGAGAGAGUCGAAGAAAGCGAAGGGCAGCCACCUGUGCCUGCUGGCUCCCAUUAGGUCGGUUCCUGCAGCGGUGCCUGGCAGCCUUGGUGAAGGCCCUGCCCGGCAGAGAUCAUGUAUUGCCUCCAGUGGCUGCUGCCCGUCCUCCUCAUCCCCAAGCCCCUCAACCCCGCUCUGUGGUUCAGCCACUCCAUGUUCAUGGGCUUCUACCUGCUCAGCUUCCUCCUGGAACGGAAACCUUGCACAAUAUGUGCCUUGGUUUUCCUGGCAGCCCUCUUUCUCAUCUGCUAUAGCUGCUGGGGAAAUUGUUUCCUGUACCACUGCUCCGAUUCCCCACUUCCGGAAUCAGCCCAUGACCCCGGUGUUGUGGGCACCUAACGUCUGCCGAGAUAGCUUGCCAAGGAAGCAGAAGACGGGAGGGGAGGCAUUGACAUAGGUCAUAAAGCAUUGGAGUUUCAAAUCCCGCAGCCCUGCGGGUACCACAUUCCUAAUGGAGCCUUUUGGCCUGUGAUGUUUUAUCCUUACAAUGUGAAUAAUGGCACUGUUCGGUGCUUCUAUUGUAGAGUCCUGUAGUCAUGGGUGGUCUUAUGGUUGUGUGUUCUGUCACCAUCUGGGUCCCGGCUGAUGGAUUGGCCCACCCCCUUGGUCAUUGAUUCGGGGAAUCUAUACCCUUGAUAUGACCUGUGUGGAUACAGUGUAGUCUCAAUGUCACCUCCAUAACCCUUCCUCGUCAAGACCUUCCUCGUUCCCUCCUCAGUCCCUUUCCCUAUUUUCCCCUUGGUUCACUUCCAACCCCUUUCCUUUUUGGGGGGAGCACCUGUCCAAGACAGGGCUUGUUUUUGCACUUAUCUCAAAUUUGAAGAGAUUGCUGAUGCCCGAGAGCCUCGCUUUUUCAUCCUUCGUUCCCUGUUGAGAAGGUGAGACGGAAUCAUGUCUCAACUGCUCGUUGUCUGCAGACUUCCAGUAUUUCCUCUGCCUCAUUUUAAAGAAAGAAGCGAUGGGGAGACAUUGCUCUUUGGCCUGGGUAUCUGGGCUCCUGCCUUCCAGCCCAGCCUCUCUCCCUUUGCUCUUCCUCCUGUCUCUCUCAGCUGACCUAAAGGGGCUGCCUCAUGUCUCCAGUGCAUGCUCUUCAGGAGGGAGAUGUGCAGUAUUCUCGUAGACCCAGUGGUCCUUGGCUGAGUGAAUGAGAAAGUAUUACAUUUUUCAUAGCAGCCAUGUUUCCCUUGAUAGGUGUUCGGAUAUUUUUGCUGUGCCCUGUGUGUGUGUGUGCACUAGUGUCAGCGUGUAUGUACACACGUAUGUGUGAGUGUGUGUGUUGUGUGUGUGUUUACAUACCAAUACAUGUGUAUAUUCCUUUUAAAGAAGCUUUAUUGAAUGUGUUCUGAUUUUGAGGUUUAGUAGUAGUAGCUAGCUGUAGUAGGUCCUGCUGCAGUUUUUAUUUAGCAUGGGGAUUGCAGAGCGACCAGCACAGUGGACUCCAAGGUGGUUCAGACAAGACCCAGGGGAGCGGUCACCAUCAUCUUCCCACCAGGAGCCUCCUCAUUGCUGCGCACGUAGACUGUACACUAUGAAGAAAACACAGGAAGAAAGAUUUGGUGACUUGGUACUUGUUUGCUUUUCUCUGCGCUUCAGAAACAAGUGUUUGCAAAUGAGACUUUCUCCUGGCCCCUGCCCCUGGGGAUCAGCAUGGUUGUUCUUCCAGUCGGAAAUGUACCCCCCUCCUCUCCCCCUCUGUGUGCAAGUGAGGGGGUGGGGCAGGCACAGGACAGAGCUGGAAGCAGGCUUCUGGGGAGUGGGACUUGGAGGCCACACUUGUGAAACACUCGGACUGCUGUUGUAAAGCUUUUAUUUCUGGUGUGUUCGUUCCACAGCUGUUUGAAAUGUUUAAUAAAGCUUUAUAAACUUUA